Leucoraja erinaceus (little skate) is the source of this 2311-nucleotide messenger RNA. It is a transcript of the gene exoc7, whose product is annotated as exocyst complex component 7. The transcript is spliced from 21 exons. Gene Ontology annotation, biological process: exocytosis. Lineage: Eukaryota; Metazoa; Chordata; Chondrichthyes; Rajiformes; Rajidae. Gene Ontology annotation, cellular component: exocyst. Bases 86 to 2242 code for a protein of 718 amino acids. The record is from RefSeq and is a predicted model, not a curated record. Gene Ontology annotation, molecular function: phosphatidylinositol-4,5-bisphosphate binding.
CGGGCGGGCGGAAGUGGGCGGUGGCGGGCCAAAGAUUGUUGAGCAGAACUCCUCCAGGAUCUUUGGGGCAGACGGGGCCGGCGCCAUGAUCCCCAGUGAGGACGCGGCCGUCCGCAAGCGGGACAUCGAGGAGAGGCUGCGGCAGGAACAAGAAACAUUGUCAUUUAUUAGAGAAAGCUUGGAAAAAAGUGACCAACUGACAAAAAACAUGGUUUCCAUCCUUUCCUCGUUCGAAAGCCGGCUGAUGCAACUGGAGAAUUCCAUCAUUCCGGUUCACAAGCAGACGGAGAAUCUCCAGCGUCUGCAGGAUAACGUGGACAAAACGCUGUCCUGCCUGGACCACGUCAUCAGCUAUUACCAUGUAGCCAAGGACACAGAGAAGAUCAUCAAGGAAGGUCCUGCUGGCAGGCUGGAAGAGUACCUGAGCUGCAUGGCAAAGAUCCAGAAAGCCGUGGAGUACUUCCAGGACAACAAUCCAGACAGCCCUGAGCUCAACCGGGUGAAAUUUCUCUUUGAAAAAGGCAAGGAAUCUUUAGAGUCUGAGUUCAGGAAUCUGCUCACUCGCAACAGCAAACCGGUGCCAUCAGUCGUCAUCCUGGACCUGAUCGCUGGUGACGACGACAUCGAAACCACGGAUGAGAUGACCCUGGAGCAUCUUCCUGAGAACAUAUUGCAGGAUCUGAUCUGUAUAUCAGGGUGGCUGGUGGAAUACGGCAGGAACCUAGGGUACGCCCUGUGCAGCAGUGAUUUUAUGAACGUCUACUACCAGAUCCGCUCCAACCAGCUGGACCGCUCCAUCAGAGGCCUGAAGGAGCACUUCCGCAAGAACAGCUCGUCCUCCGGCAUCCUCUACUCGCCCGCCAUGCAGAACAAGAGGAAGGACACCCCCAGCAAAAAGGCUAUCAAGCGACCAGUCUUCAUCCCAGGCACAAUCCGUAAGGCUCAGAACCUUCUGAAACAAUAUUCUCAGCUGGAUGGCAAAAAGGGUGUUUCUAAUCUUGCUCCCACCGAAGGUCAUGAUUACGAGUUGCGACCUAAACAUCUGUCUGAGCCGCUGAGUGACAAGCAUGGCCCUCCUGCCGGGAAGGAGGAUAUAAUGGACAGUGAAAUCGACUCGUACAUUCACUGUAUCAGUGCCUUUGUAAAGCUGGUUCAGAGCGAGUACCAGCUCCUCACCGACAUCAUACCUGAGCACCACCAGAAGAGAACGUUUGACUCCUUGAUACAGGUAAGACUCUCCGUCAAAAUGGAAGGGGGAAGAACAAUUGUGUCCACAACCCGCCCUAUAAUCACCAGGCAAUACAAUCACUAUUCGGCAGUCCCACACUCAAUCCCUAUCCUCAAGCACCUCAAGCUGAUGAAACAGGAAUUUGAUCAGGUUCUGCAGGGCACAGCUGCCAGCACCAAAAAUAAAUUGCCAGUGCUUAUCACAUCCAUGGAGACCACGGGAGCUAAAGCUCUGGAAGAGUUUGCAGAUAGCAUUAAGAAUGACCCUGACAAGGAAUACAACAUGCCCAAAGAUGGAACUGUCCACGAACUCACCAGUAAUGCCAUCUUGUUCCUUCAGCAACUGCUGGAUUUCCAGGAGACGGCCAGCGCAAUGUUAGCGUCUCAGGAGAUCGGCACCUCGAGCAGCUCCUACAACUCUGAGUUCAACAGGCGACUGCUUAGUAACUACAUCUGCAAGAUACUGGGCAACCUACAGCUGAACCUGCACAGCAAGGCCAAGGUGUACGAAGAUACAGCACUGGGCGCUGUGUUCCUGCUCAAUAACUUUAACUAUAUCCUCAAAUCUCUGGAGAAGUCGGAAUUAAUCCAACUUGUGGCGGUUUCGCAGAAGCACCCGGACAAGGCGUACAGGAGCCACAUCGAUGAACAGCUUCAGACUUAUCAGCGCAGCUGGUUAAAAGUCACGAUGCCUCUUACCGAGGGUAACCUGCCUGCCUUCCAGCCCGGAACUAAAUUAAAAGAUAAAGAAAGGCAGGCGAUUAAAGACCGAUUUAAGGCAUUUAACGAUGGCCUGGAAGAACUCUGCAAGAUCCAGAAGUCGUGGGCUAUCCCGGACAAGGAACAGAGGGAUACGAUCCGGCGAGCACAGAAGGAGAACGUGACUGUGGCGUACCGAGUCUUCUGGCAGAGGUACUCAAACGUUCCCUUCACCAAGAAUGUUGAGAAAUACAUGAAGUACAAAGUGGAGCAGGUUGAAGAGAUGAUUGAGAAGCUCUUUGACACUUCAGCCUGAAGGUCCAGUGUUGCUCUCGUUUGCCAAUCUGUUCAUUUAUGUAAAUAAACUUGUAUUCAUUGAAUCAAA